AUUUCCCAUGAGCAUCCGGUCGGUCCAACUACACCAGACAACAUGGCGGGAAUCGGAGCUUUCCUGAAGAAUGCAUGGAAUAAAGAGCCUGUCAUCCUGGCCUCCUGUGCGAUUGGAGUGAUCGGUGUUGCUAUUCCAUUCAUCAGCCCCAUCACAAAGUAUACAGGAAUGAUCAAUUCAGCUGUGCCAUACAACUACCCAGUUCCUGUGCGAGAUGAUGGAAACAUGCCUGAUGUCCCUGCACAUCCAUCUGAACCCAAAGGAAAUAACCUGGAAUGGCUUAAAAAUCUGUAACUUCACAUUCUCACAAUCGACACCUGUGCUAUUCCUCUUGUUCAUAUCUGUCUACAUAGCUGUUCCACUUAUCAAUGUCCCACAAUAAAGACUGUCUAUUUAAUUCUA
Molecule: messenger RNA, 402 nt
Organism: Seriola dumerili (greater amberjack)
Lineage: Eukaryota; Metazoa; Chordata; Actinopteri; Carangiformes; Carangidae
Gene: ndufa3
Product: NADH:ubiquinone oxidoreductase subunit A3
Exons: 4
Coding region: 43-294 (83 amino acids)
Cellular component (GO): mitochondrial inner membrane
Source: RefSeq, a predicted model, not a curated record